This is a messenger RNA of Funneliformis mosseae, 647 nucleotides long. The record is from the annotation of a GenBank genome assembly. NCBI's taxonomy places the organism in Eukaryota, Fungi, Glomeromycota, Glomeromycetes, Glomerales, Glomeraceae.
AUGAAAUGCAUAUACGAAGAUUCAUACGGUGCCAUGGAGAAAAUUCCAGUAUUUAAACCUACGUAUGAGCAAUUCAAGGAUUUUAAGGCAUUUAUAAUGGCAGUUAGACCUUAUGGCAUGAGAUCAGGAAUUGUGAAAGUAAUUCCACCAAAAGAAUGGAAUGAUAAACUUCCAAAGGAUCUUUCGGCACAAUUGGAAAAAAUUGUUAUUGAUAAUCCGAUUAAACAAGAAUUUACGAAGGUUGACGGCAAAUGUAGGGUCAAAAACAUGGAUACAAAUGCAAAUUUCUCUGUAAAACAAUGGGCAAAGUUAUGUAGUCAUCCUGAUCAUGCCACCCCUAUAUACGAAUCUCAUUUUUUACCGACAAAAUUAACUAAAAAUGUUGGAAAAAAGAGAAAAUUUUCUUUGGAUAACAAGGAAGCUUCUCAAUUAAAAUCAGACUUUCAUUAUGCUAAUAAGUCUCCAAGAUCAGAUAAUACAUCUAAAUCACGUGAUUUAACAGUCGGUGAAAAAAUUACGGAAGUCACACGUGACUCGGAACCUGUUACUACAUUCCAAAAUGUUCGAACAGACAUUCAUGUUAAUGAAUCUGAUGGUUGUGAGACUGAAGAUGAAGUAGAAGAAGUUCUUUUAACUUCUGAAAAUAU